Molecule: messenger RNA, 1266 nt
Organism: Linum trigynum
Lineage: Eukaryota; Viridiplantae; Streptophyta; Magnoliopsida; Malpighiales; Linaceae
Source: the annotation of a GenBank genome assembly
AUGGACGACAAUGGCGACGGCGUCACACACAUCUCAGGCCUUAAAAGAACCCAGAUAUCUAGUUCGAUCUCCUCGUCUUCUUCUGCUGCUCGAAAGCUGCUCCGUAACUCUCCUACCGAAAAGGGCAAGUCUCCGAAUCCAUACCCCGACCCUUUCCACCGCCAACCCGACCCAAAACAACUCCUCUGCCGAAUCUGUACGGAACCCAGAAUCCCAAACGAGGCUUUCACCAUAAAGGGCUGUUCUCACGCUUUCUGCAGAGAUUGCCUCGCCAAUUACGUCGCUGUGAAAUUGCAGGACAAUGUAUCGUCGUCAGGCAUCGCGUGUCCCGUUUGGGGUUGUCCGGCGCUGUUGGAGCCUGAACAGUGCGCUUCAUUUCUUCCUUCGGAAGUCUUCCAACGGUGGGGGACGGUUAUGUGCGAGGCGUUGAUUUUCGGGAUGCAGAAAUUCCACUGCCCUUUUGACGAUUGUUCUGCCGUCAUGCACGACGAUGGAGGCGGCGGCGUGGAGGUAAUCACUCAAGCUGAGUGCCCUAAUUGCUUCCGACUGUUCUGUGCCAGAUGUGAGGUCCCUUGGCACCCUGAAAUUGGUUGUAUAGAGUUCCAAAAGUUGCGUAAUGAGUUGGGCGAGCGUUCGAUUUCGAGUUCGAAUCAGAGAAUUGAGGACCUGAAGUUCCUCUGCGAAAUAUGUACAGAACCCAGAUCACAGAAGGAUUCAUUUCCAAUCAGAGGCUGCUCUCAUGCCUACUGCAAAGAUUGCACGGCCAAGUACAUCGCUGCCAAGCUGCAAGAUAACGUAUCGACCAUCGGGUGUCCGAUUCGUGGUUGCGAGGGGAUGUUGGAGCCUGGACAUUGCGGAUCCAUUCUGCCUCCGGAGGUGUUUGAGAGGUGGGGGAGCAUUCUGUGUGAGAAUGUGAUCUUGGGAAGUCGGAAAUUUUACUGCCCUUUUAAGGAUUGCUCGGCUGUGAUGCUUGAUGAUGGUGGAGAGGUGAUUGCUGAAGCUGAGUGCCCCAAUUGCUGUCGAUUGUUCUGUGCCAGAUGUAGAGUGCCUUGGCACUCUGGGAUCCGCUGUGAUAAGUUUCAGAAGUUGCACAAGGAUGAGCGGGAGAGGGAAGACAUUAUGUUGAUGAAUCUAGCAGAUCAGAAGCGGUGGAAAAGGUGUCCUAAAUGUAGAAUCUACGUCGAGAAAACAAAGGGUUGUAACCACAUGGUGUGCAGGUAUGUGUGGGACUUCAUUCUGGUAUGCAUGAGUAGGUGUGGUGUGUAG